UGCAUACGAAUUAAUGAAUAUCUAAAGCUUUUACUUGGUUUAGCGGGUUGAGCGAAGCAAACAGGACAGUACGAAUUUUAACUAUGUGGGCGCUGAACAACUGAAGCGUUUAUCAAGUUCAGAAUUAUUAAACACUUUUCAUCCUAAAACAAGUCGAACAUCUCAGUUUGUUAAGUCAAAAGGUCCAGCUGCAAGACGAGCGCUAAGGCGAGGUACUGCCAGCAUUAAAAGCAAUAAUUCUGAUUGUACUCGAUUAAAUCAAGCUAGAUCUCAUGCUAGACUUGACAACAUUGGGUACGAUGAAGUAAAACCCACUGCACCUGUACGACGUUCAAUUUCCGUAAAAGAUAUCAACGGUACAAUGGUGGAUUUUUUGAAUCAGGAAUCUGUCGUCAGGUGGACUUCUCAAGUAUUAGCUGAAUUGGAUUCGUUGCCGUCAAGCACGAUGAACCUGAACGUUUCACAUGGAGCUGCAAAACAGGAGUUAAAACUUUCAACAGCUGAAAAAGAGCAGUCGUCCUGUCAUCGAUAUGGUAGUUGCAGCAGCAGCUUUUUAGCGAGAGAUCCUCGAGAGUGUAAAGCGCCUCCUGUUCCGCCACAUCGAGUGCCCAAAAAUAUUACGAACAACUUUUUGUCACAAUCGGAAGUGAUGCUGUCUUCAGCAUCGUCGUGCUCACCAACAGCCUCAGAUGCAACAACUUCUGCCGUUUCGUCGGAUUUUUCUAAUAAAUCUUGGAGGCCGAAUGGGCGUUCAGAGGCUAAUUUAAAGGCAUCUUAUCUUUUCAUUUCAGCUGUGAAGGCUUUAGCUUUGAAACCAAUGUUCGCUUCGUCGGAUUCAAAUACAGAAAAUGAAACUCCUCAUGCAGUUACACCGCAACCCACAGAAGAAAUAUGGACGAACUCAGAUGAGAACCGUAACAAGCUUGUUAGAAAUGAUAGAAUUCAUGCAAGCAUGAGUGCGGACUAUGUAAAUUUGACAAGGUAUUCACCGGAAGCGCCAAAAUUAUGUGACGUUUCACAAAUGAAAAACGACAAUGAGAUCUCGCCGUCCAGUCAUCACAGUAAUGUGGAAUGUGUUUCGAAUUUCCAUUUAUUAGCCAAGCCGUCAGUCCGUAACAAUCAGCAUACUUCCGCUGUAGUUCUUACAUGCUCGAAAAAGCCAAAUGUUAGACUGGCAAAAUCUAAUGACCAUUUUAAGAAAAAAUACUUGCCGUUACCAUUUCUACUUGGUGCUAACAGUGAUUUAAAGCCUGUCCACAGUGCCAUUGACGUCAACCAACCAAAAGCUGGUUUAACUGUCGUGUCUCGUUCUGCUAGCAAUCCGCAGGAUUUGUCUCGAUCUGGGGCUUUAAAACUUUCCAGUUUACCGGAACAGUCGAGAUCACAAACACGAAGAAUCAAAACUUCUAUGUCAAGUCUGUCGUUAAGGCCUGGUAAUUUGGUAGAGCGUUCAGCUAGUGAUGCUCUGUUCCACCAACGAACCAGUACUGUGGUGACAGCUCCACAUGGCCUAAUUAAAAACGAGCAUCCGAAUAAUGUUGGAGUAAAAAAAUUUGAAUCUAACUUACGACUGACGCAGUCAGUACACGACAACGAGCAAGUUCCAGAACCUUUAACAGAAAAAAAAAGUGCUCAGUUAGGGAUACCUUUAAGGUCAGGUGGAUUUCAGAGUCGCUCUACUGAUGCGCCCUGUCAUAAUGGUUCUUCGACAAGUGUAUGCUAUUUUGCUUAUGAUUUCAGUUUUCUUAUUGUAAUUGUUAACAAAGGUUGA
This is a messenger RNA of Enterobius vermicularis (human pinworm), 1771 nucleotides long. Lineage: Eukaryota; Metazoa; Nematoda; Chromadorea; Rhabditida; Oxyuridae. The record is from the annotation of a GenBank genome assembly.